Setaria italica (foxtail millet) is the source of this 896-nucleotide messenger RNA. RefSeq names its product probable glutathione S-transferase GSTF1. Gene Ontology annotation, cellular component: cytoplasm. NCBI's taxonomy places the organism in Eukaryota, Viridiplantae, Streptophyta, Magnoliopsida, Poales, Poaceae. The coding region runs from base 108 to 773 and encodes 221 amino acids. The transcript is spliced from 3 exons. The record is from RefSeq and is a predicted model, not a curated record. Gene Ontology annotation, molecular function: glutathione binding; glutathione transferase activity.
CCGCUAGCUACCUGCUACAGUCAGUAGUCACCACCACGAUAGAUGAAGCAUAAAUUCGGAGCUGCCUGAUCGAUCGCCGCGGCUAGCUAGAAGGCGACAGAGACGCCAUGGCGGGCGGCGUCGUGAAGGUGUACGGCGCGACGGCGUCGCCGUUCGUGGCGACGGUGCUGGUGUGCCUGGAGGAGGUCGGCGCCGCCUACGAGGUCGUCCCCCUCGACAUGGCGGCGUGCGAGCAGAAGGCGCCGCACCACCUCGCCCGCAACCCGUUCGGCAGGAUCCCCGCCUUGGAGGACGGAGACCUCACGCUGUUUGAAUCACGUGCGAUCUCGCGGUACGUGCUCCGCAAGUACAGCAACGCCGCCGGCGGCGCGGACCUGCUGAGGGAAGGCAACCUCGAGGAGGCCGCGAUGGUGGACGCGUGGGUGGAGGCGGAGGCCCACCAGUACCAACCGGCCAUCUCCCACAUCGUGCGGCAGUGCGUGAUCCUGCCGAUGAUCGGCGGCGCCCGCGACCAGCGCGUCGUCGACGAGCACGCCACCAAGCUGAGGGAGGUGCUGCGGGUGUACGACGCGCGGCUGGGCGAGCGCGCCUACCUCGCCGGGGAGUUCGUCAGCCUCGCCGACCUCGCCCACUUCGGCUUCACGCACUACCUCAUGCGCACCGAGUACGCGGCGCUGGUGGAGGAGCGCCCCAACGUCAGGGCGUGGUGGGGCCGCCUCUCGGCGAGGCCGGCGGUGAAGAAGGUGGCCGCGCUCAUGCCCACCGACUGGUGAACCGAGUCCUGACAAAGGGCGGUGUUCAAUUCAGAUUUCAGACAUGAAUUUGACAUAAGUUUGUGCCAUGUCGAUUGUAAAAUUCAUUGAGUUAUCGGGAUUGGCUUGCCGCCACCAACCUCA